Bemisia tabaci is the source of this 1613-nucleotide messenger RNA. RefSeq lists its product as uncharacterized. The record is from RefSeq and is a predicted model, not a curated record. NCBI's taxonomy places the organism in Eukaryota, Metazoa, Arthropoda, Insecta, Hemiptera, Aleyrodidae.
CGGGUAUAUAUAGAAGUUUAUCUAUUCAUACAUGUAAUAAGGCAGCGAUAUUUUGAUCAUCGGUGUUCGUGGUAGUCAGUUUUUCGAAAAUGAAAUUCAGUGCGCUUGAACUUGCUGUGGUCCAGGUUUUCCUGGCUUGCACAGCGUCGUGCGGUCUACCAUACUUGUCUCCAAGCCUGCGGAACCUGCUCACCGACUCCAACUCGAUGCAGGCACCGGCAGAUCAACCUCAGCUCUCCUUCGGCACCUUCCGGGGACCCGGCUCCUCGCAGGACUCCGAGAAAGCCCAACCUUUCAACACCCUCACUGCCGGCAACGUGGGAACCGGGUCGGCCACCGUGAGCCAACCCGGCCAGGCUGACGUCACCAUCGAGAAACCGAAACCCUACGCCUGGAACAAACCCUCCCCGUCCAUGGUCUUCGGCGGCAACGAGAAACUCCCCCCUUUGAACUUUGGCGGGGGAGCUGCACCGGCGAAACCGUCCUGGAAGUCACCUUACGGCGGGGCUUGCUCCAAGACACCCUCCUCCCCCCCGAUGCCCGGCGGUGGCCUUGGUCUCGGGGGUCCGCUCAAAUACACGACCUUUGACAUCCCGGGCGGUAAAGCUACGGUCGCCUCCAACUCGCACCCUCUCCUGAUGUCGGUCCUCAAGAAUAUGGGCAAAGAGCACGCUGCUAGUGAUAUUAAAGAAGGUGAUCCGACGGAAGCGUUAGGGCCUCUCAGAGCUAGUCUUCUUUCGGGUGGUGGCUCGCCCUAUGGAGGCGGAUCGGGCGGUAAUACCAAGUCGAUCUUCGGGUCACCAGGAGGUGGAUUGGGAGGUCUUGGUGGUUUGAGAGGCUUUGGUGGGUUGGGGGGUCUCGGUGGUUACGGGUCUCCUCGCGGUGGUUUCGGGCGUUUGGGUGGUUAUCGGGGCUUUUGAGUUUACUGCGCAAUGACUGGAGAAGUGGAGCAUCAAUAAGAACUGAAAUGUAACGGGUUUUUUAUAUAUUACGUAGCUGUAAUGCAUCUAGCUGUAUACGUAGCUGAAAUAUAUUUUAAAACUAAGCAUUAUCGUUGUGAUGCUGUCCCUAGGGAAUGAAAGAGGUGGGCAGCAUUUCACUGAUUUUGAAAAGGACGUGUUUAAGUCAAAAACUGUAUUGAGUGUUCUGGCUCAUUAAUAUUUGGCUCGAGGCUGGAAACUUAGUUUUUAUUUCAACAGUUUUUGUAAAGGUUGCUUUGAAACAAAUUUAGUUAAAGUGAUACCUCAAUUUUUGAAUUCCAAAAAAUUCAUGUAAUAUCUUCUUCCGUCAGAUGUCUCAAUGGCAGCAUUGAUCAUGAACAGUGUUUUGCUUUUGAGAAUAAAGAGGAUUGAAUUUCAGUUAUGCUCGGAAGUUGUUUCAUAGGGUCUAGAGGGACUUAAGUUUAGAUUUCGUCAAAAACCUCUAUAAAGCCUCUACCAGAAAUUCAUGAUUACUUAUACAAAUUUCUCAAACAACGGUACUAGCGUAACUGUAAAUCACACAAAUGAUUUGAACAGCCGAUGAAGUUUUUACAGUUUGCUGUGAUUCAUUGUCAAAAUAUUAUAGUUUUGUGAUUGAAUGAAUAUAACAAUAAAAAGAUAAUUGUACACGAA